CCUCUUCUCCAUCUCAUCUCUUUUCUUUUCUCUAUUAGUCUAGCAGUUUAAUCAGAGGGUGCUGGAAACUACAAGCAGUACUGGCAAGCUAAACUGAAUGACUCUGUCCAUCACAGACCCCCAAGUGAGCUGAAUGGUAAAAGAGUUUGUGGAAGUUUAAUUGAACUGAUGAAUGCCAGAACGUGACAGGGAGCAACGAAAGAAGGAGAACUCCGGCCUCGUGUGCAGCUGUUAAUUCUUGCUACUUCCUGCUUCUGGAGUGCAAAGUAAUUUCUCCUGUGAAUAGGAAUCUGGCUUUUUCAUCUUGUCUCCCAGGCUGUAAGCAAUGUCUUCAGAGGCAGAUCUCAAACCAGAGGGACGUCCUGAGCUGGGUGAAGUGAAUAGGAUUCCCCUACCAAAGACUACCUGUGCUGAAUGGAGCCGCAUCCAGAGCUUCAAAGCAAAACCAGAUGAUCUGCUCAUUUGCACCUACCCCAAAGCAGGUACCACAUGGAUACAGGAGAUAGUGGACAUGAUCCAACAAGAAGGUGACCUGGAGAAAUGCCAGCGGGCCCCUGUACAUCGCCGACACCCAUUCAUAGAGUGGGCACGACCACCCCAACCCUCAGGAGUGGACCAGGCAGAAGCAAUGCCCUCUCCACGGACUCUCAAAACCCAUCUCCCUGUGCAGUUACUCCCCAAGUCCUUUUGGGAACAGAACUGUAAGUUCCUGUACGUAGCAAGGAACGCCAAGGACUGCAUGGUGUCCUAUUUCCACUUCCAAAGAAUGAGCAAAGUGAUCCCUGACCCAGGCACCUGGCAGGAAUACUUCCAGACUUUCAUGGCAGGCAAAGUUAGCUGGGGACCGUGGUACGACCAUGUGAAAGGCUGGUGGAAGGCAAAAGACACUCAUCGUGUGCUCUAUCUUUUCUAUGAAGACAUCAAGAAGGACCCAAAGCACGAAAUCGGGAAGGUGAUGCAAUUUGUAGGGAAGCAACUAGAUGAGGCAACUCUGGACAAGAUUGUCCAUAAUACCUCAUUUGAGGUCAUGAAGGACAACCCAAUGGCCAACCGGGCUGGCGUGCCACUCUCAGUCAUGGACCAGUCCAUUUCCCCAUUCAUGAGAAAAGGGACAGUUGGUGAUUGGAAGAACCACUUCACGGUGGCUCAGAAUGAACAAUUCAAUGAAGACUACCAACGGAAGAUGGCCAACACCACUCUGACUUUCUCCAUGGAAUUCUGAGGGCCAGAACUCCUAUACUUCAAGAGGAUGCCCUGUGGAGGGUGAUUUGUCUCAGCUUGUGUCUUCAGGUGCCUUCUCAAGCUAGGCCUUAGGUCUGUGUACCGUUAUUAUGCUUUGUAAGUGUUCCUUAUGCCAAAUUAAAAACACUGUUGAUCGUU
Molecule: messenger RNA, 1380 nt
Organism: Hemicordylus capensis (graceful crag lizard)
Lineage: Eukaryota; Metazoa; Chordata; Lepidosauria; Squamata; Cordylidae
Product: sulfotransferase 1C2-like
Exons: 9
Coding region: 326-1222 (298 amino acids)
Biological process (GO): sulfation
Cellular component (GO): cytoplasm
Molecular function (GO): sulfotransferase activity
Source: RefSeq, a predicted model, not a curated record